Myotis lucifugus (little brown bat) is the source of this 722-nucleotide messenger RNA. It is a transcript of the gene MRPL55, whose product is annotated as mitochondrial ribosomal protein L55. NCBI's taxonomy places the organism in Eukaryota, Metazoa, Chordata, Mammalia, Chiroptera, Vespertilionidae. Gene Ontology annotation, cellular component: mitochondrial large ribosomal subunit. The transcript is spliced from 4 exons. Gene Ontology annotation, molecular function: structural constituent of ribosome. The record is from RefSeq and is a predicted model, not a curated record. The coding region runs from base 236 to 640 and encodes 134 amino acids. Gene Ontology annotation, biological process: translation.
CGCCACAGGGUCCCUUACCUCGCUGAAUUGUGAGAAUUAAAUGACCUUGGAAAACAAGUUUCUGUUGCACUCCAUGCUCAGAGCAGCUUCCUGACUCUAACUCACGAGAAUGGGCCCAGGCCCUGCCCAGAGUUACCGAGUCAGGCUCUUUGGGAGUAGGGCCUGGGCAUCUGCUGAUCACAAACCUUCCGCAGCAGGUCACACACUGGGCCAGUGACUGGUCUUGGGCCUCCACAUGCCACAGUGGCCCUCAGGAGGAAUGGCAGUUGUGGGCAGCAUGCUUGGCCUGUUGCAGCAGCAUGUGGUGAUAGGGGCUGCCCCUGUGGUCCGCUGCCUGCACAUAUCUUCGCGUUGGGCUGACAGCAGCAGAGCUUCGCUCACUCGUGUGCACAGACAGGCCUAUGCACGCCUCUACCCCAUGCUCCUGGUCAAGCAGGAUGGCUCCACCAUUCACAUCCGCUACCGGGAGCCCAGACGAAUGCUGGCGAUGCCUGUGGACCUGGAUGCCCUGUCCCCAGAGGAGAGGCGGGCACGGUUCCGCAAACGGGAGGCCCAGCUCCGAGGGAAGAAGGAGGAGCAGCCAGAGCUCCUUGACAACUUUGACCUGGAGCGGUACAAGCAGUUUUGGACCAAGAAGUGAUCAUACCCACAAGCUGCCCUGGCUCAGGAUGCUGUAGAAGGGGAGGGCAUUCAUCUUUAAAUUGAGUGUCAGGAUUUUAAAA